AUGAAAAAACAAAAGAUAUUAUUCAUCGUUAAACACAGAGAGAACUCAUCAUCUCCAUCAUCAUCAGGACCUUCAACAUCAAAAAAAAAAAAUUUACCAACAUCGCCAAGUAAUUUAAAUCGUAAAGCAAAAAAUAAUUCACGUAGACAAAUACGUAUUGAAACAACGAGACUAUUGCGCCGACGUGAAACAAUUGAAAGCUCAUCUUCAUUACAAAAACAAAGACAACAAUAUGAACAAGAUUUGACCUUGGAUGCAAAUGAACUUGGUGGUAAUAAAUCAUCACUUGGUAAAGUCAAAAUACCACGUCCAGCAAAUGCAUUUAUGAUAUUUGCUAAUAAAUGGAGAAAAAAAUUAGCUGCUGAAAAUCCAAAGGAAUCAAACAAGGACAUAAGUGUCAGGCUCGGCAUGCUCUGGAAAAGUAUGGAUAAAAAUGAAAAAGAAAAUUAUUUUUCGCUUGCACGUGAGGUGGAUGCUGAACACAAAAGAAAAUACCCAGAUUAUGUAUAUAAUCCAAAAGAAGCAAGAAUACGAAAAGCAAUGCGUGAACAAAGUCGUGAUUUAUCAAGGCAAUCAGUAUUGCCAACGUCGUCAUCAGUGUCAUCAUCAACUGGUAAUAAUUCAUCAAGCAAUAUUGCUACUUCAGGUCCUGUUACAAAUAAUUAUUUAAAUCAUCCAAUACCAUGUGCAUCACCAGCAUCAACAGGACAAGUUUCAUCAUCAUCAUACAACAACAAUAGAAAUCCAUGGUUUCAAAUUGGACACAAUUCAUCAGCCAAUCAUAUGAAACCAUCAAUUAUUUCACACCGGGUAAUGCCAACACAUCAACAACGUAUAUUUGAUAAAUUUUCAUCAUCAACAAAUUCAUGUUAUACUGGUGAUUAUACAAUUGGUACAACAACACAAUCAUCAAGUGUUGGUAGUGGUGAAUCAUCAAGUACAACAAACGGUAGUGUUAUUGUUGGUGGAUCAAGUGGUGGAGGUGGUGGCCUCGAGAGCAACGAUUAUUGUGGCAUUGGUGAAUUUACUGAGGGACAAAAGUGGCAUCCUUACCAGAAUGGACCAACGUCUUAUCAUCCACGUAUGGGAGCAAUGAGUAAAUUACCAGGUCGUCAUGGAAUGACUACAACUACUCCCCAUUCUCACAAUCCUUGGAGUCAAUUUUGUGGACUCCCACUGUCAUCGAUAGCUGCGCAGAACGGUGUUAUUCGUGGACCCAGGCACAUGCUAUUCCUUCAGGAUCAGCAGGAACGUCGAUGCAAUUUUCCUGAUGAUAUUUCCAUGCCAUAUAUGAAUAAUAAAAUGGACAUUGGACAUCAGUUGCCAAAUUAUUCACAGGCAAAUUAUCAGCAAGAUAAUGAAAAAAGAAAUGAAGAUUCAUUAAAAUGGGAAAAUGAAAAUAAUGACAAUGAAUUGCGUGAUAAGAAUGACCUAUUAGAAAAAGAAAAAUUAAAAAAAAAAGAUGAUAUAAAAGUUUACAAUGAUAAUAAUAAUGAUGUUAAAAAAAUAAAAUUACCAUUAAAAUCAUCAUUGCCAUCAAAGCAACCAUUGCCAGGCUUUCACCAAGCAUUUGGAUCAACUGAAAUUGGAAGAUUUUCAAGAUCCGAAUAUUUUGCAAAUAUGGUUGGUGAUAAUGGAUUGAUGAAUAGUGAAUUCCUAUCUCCUUCCAUGUUCCCAUAUUCCCCGACGGAUAAUUUACGUGGAAAUUAUGGAGUACCAUCGGCAAAUGAAGACAUCAUCAUGCCAAGUGAUUGUUAUUGGAUUGGUCCAUCAAUUGGUUUUCCAAUGGCAAAUAUGAAUCCUGAUCAUUCGAAAUAUAUGAAUUUUUUGGAUUUAUCACACCGUUUAAAUCGCGAUUGGAUUCAUCCUGGACCUAUAAUUCCUCAUCAUCAAGAUUAUCCACCAAGACCUCAAUUUUUUUAUCACGAAAAUAUCAAUGAUCCUGAACCAAUUCCUUCAACAUCAAAACUUCAACAUUUCACUAAUUUCACAAACAAAAAUACAACAGCCAAAUCAUCGAUCAAUAUUGAAAAAAAAAUUGAUCAACACGAAAAAAAACCUGAAGUAAAUGAACCAAUUAAAAAAGAAGUUAAUCAUGAUGAAAAAAAGAAAGAAAAAGAUAAUUCAAUUGAUCAAAACACCUCAUAAAUAACUCAAUACAAAUUAUUAAUAAUUUUUUUUUGUUUUUUCCAAUUUUCAUUUCAAUAUUGUU
Aphidius gifuensis is the source of this 2212-nucleotide messenger RNA. RefSeq lists its product as uncharacterized. The record is from RefSeq and is a predicted model, not a curated record. Gene Ontology annotation, biological process: regulation of DNA-templated transcription; cell differentiation; anatomical structure morphogenesis. NCBI's taxonomy places the organism in Eukaryota, Metazoa, Arthropoda, Insecta, Hymenoptera, Braconidae. The transcript has 10 exons. Bases 1 to 2148 code for a protein of 715 amino acids. Gene Ontology annotation, molecular function: DNA-binding transcription factor activity, RNA polymerase II-specific; RNA polymerase II cis-regulatory region sequence-specific DNA binding.